This is a messenger RNA of Danio aesculapii, 2890 nucleotides long. RefSeq names its product protein phosphatase, Mg2+/Mn2+ dependent, 1H (gene ppm1h). Gene Ontology annotation, biological process: protein dephosphorylation. The coding region runs from base 95 to 1645 and encodes 516 amino acids. Gene Ontology annotation, molecular function: protein serine/threonine phosphatase activity. Lineage: Eukaryota; Metazoa; Chordata; Actinopteri; Cypriniformes; Danionidae. The transcript is spliced from 10 exons. The record is from RefSeq and is a predicted model, not a curated record.
ACGUCACACGGCGUGCAGUUCCGCCUGAAGUGCAGUGAAGGUGCGCUGCGGGUCUGAGCACCAUCACACCUUCAUCUUCAUCAUCUUCUUCAUCAUGAUGACACGCGUGCGGUCCGCGGUCUCCAGCAUCAUCGGCGGCAUCAUGGCCUCCGGUACAGGCGCGCACGACACCCACCCGGACCUGCCGCUCCGCUUCCCGUACAGCAGGCCGGAUUUCCUCGCGCUGUCGCCGGAUGAGGUGGAGUGCUCGGCGGACCACAUCUCCAGACCCAUCCUCAUCCUCAAGGAGAUGAAGCUUCCCUGGGCCACCGGUUACGCAGAGGUGAUCAACGCUGGUAAAAGUGCUCUGAAUGAGGAUCAGGCCUGCUGUGAGGUCGUGGAGCUCAGGAAAAGACCUGCAGAUCCGUCCAGCGUCAGCUACACUCCAAGCCGGAGACGCUCCUCACUGCCAAGCGGAGAUGUGUUGGACACCAUCCACAACCCUGAGGUGAAGGAGCUGGAUUUCCACUACUGGGCUCUGUUCGAUGGUCACGGCGGUUCCGGAGCUGCAGUUUUCGCUGCCAAAUUUCUGCACCUGCACAUGGAGGAGCAGCUGCAGGAGGUGCUGGAGAUCCUGCAGGACCCUGGUCUGCAGCCGCCCACGUGUCUGGGUGAGGAGAGCCCCGUCCCGCAGCUGCACGCAUCUGCCAGCGGCUCCCAACGGGGCCUGUCCAGAGCCGCGUCGCUCCGGGGGGCUGCCGGGGCUCCGGGCUCCCCAAACACCAUGGCCCCGCGCUUCUUCAUGGAGAAGAAGAUCAAGCAGGAGAGUCUGGUGGUGGGAGCCAUAGAGAACGCAUUUAAAGAGAUGGACGCUCAUAUCGCUCGAGAGAGGUGUGUGUACUCUAUCUCUGGAGGAUGCACUGCUCUCGCCGUCAUGUUUUUACUGGGGAAACUGUAUGUGGCCAACGCUGGUGACAGCAGAGCUCUGAUCGUCCGCGCUGGAGAACUCAUUCCCAUGUCCAGCUCCUUCACUCCCGAAUCCGAGCGGCAGAGGCUUCAGUUUCUGGCUCACCUGCAGCCGUCUCUGCUGGGAAGUGAUUUCACACACUUGGAGUUUCCCAGAAGAGUCACGAAAAAGGAGAUUGGGAAGCGGAUGCUGUAUCGAGACUUCACCAUGAACGGCUGGGCGUACAAGACUGUUCAGGAGGAAGAUCUGAAGUUUCCACUCAUAUACGGAGAAGGGAAAAAGGCUCGUGUUUUAGCCACCAUCGGCAUCACUCGAGGACUCGGAGAUCACGACCUAAAGGUUCACGACUCCGACAUCGCCAUCAAACCGUUCCUGUCCUGCUCGCCUGAGGUGCAGGUCUAUAACCUCUGUGAGUUUGAACACGGCGCUGAUGAUGUCCUGAUUCUGGCCACUGAUGGACUCUGGGACGUCUUGAGCAAUCAGGAAGUGGCAGAGGCUGUUUCUGGUUUCCUUGGAAACUGUGACCCAGAUGACCAGCACAGGUACACUAUGGCAGCGCAAGACCUGGUGAUGAAGGCCAGAGGCAUUUUAAAAGACAGAGGUUGGAGAAUCGCCGGAGAUCGGCUUGGUUCUGGUGACGACAUCUCCGUCUUCAUAAUUCCUCUAAUGUACGGCACUCAACAGCCCCAGCCAAGCUGACCAAUCCGAAGGCAGGGCGCCAACCGAAUCGGACCGAAUCUGUCUCUAACCCAACGCUCAGUCUCUCGAACGGCGUCCUGCUGGAGUUUGAGGAACCUGCUGUGCGUUUGAGCUCAUUUACAAUACAAACACUUGCUUUUAAAAAGUCCACAACUGCUGACUUUGAAAAUCCAUGUGAAUAUUCCCGACCUCCAGUUGGGAUUGGUAUAUAAGUUAUAACUUUGCACAAUGACUCAAGGAGGGUCCGGUUCUUUGAAGUUCUCCGUGGACAGAUGCACACCCUCCACAGUUUGUUUAUCCGCACUCAUCUGGCAGCUAGGCGGAACCAACAGUGUUUUGUUUCUCCUUUCAGGAUAUUAAUUUAUCCUCUGAAUGUUUAGUUUGCGGUUUUCCUUUUUGCAUCCCCUUAAAAAAAAAAAAUCAAAGCAGUUCUGCCUGUUGUUUGUACGUCCCGGUCAACUAAAUGGAAAAACUAGCAUUGUUUUGAUUUUCCUGUGCUCUGUGUAUAUAUAUGCGAUAGGUACAAUUAUGCUGAUUAUGCCAAUUUGAUCAGAUCUUCCAUUCAUUUGGGUAAGAUAUUUAGGACGAUACAUUUUUAUAGAGUAAUAAAUGAUGUGUGCGAUGGAGAAGUGUCAAGUACGGCGAACGUUCCCUUUGAUUUCUGUACGCACCGUCGUGAAUUAACACCUACCUGCAAUCUGUUCUCCAGGGCUCCCGUGUGGAGGUUUGGUGAGGUCUGACUUGCGAUACAUCAUGUUCACAGUGGCACCUUCCUCUUCUACAGCACAAACCCGCUGUGAGCAUUUGGAAAGGCUUUCACAUACACACACAAUGUGCAAACGCACACAUGUACACACUCCCCAAGAGAGUGGCCAUCUGGUCAGCACAACCUGAGUGUGACCAAAACAAGACUAAUUUGGCCAGAGAUUCAGCUCUGUGUGUGUGUGUGUGUGGAUGGAUUGCUCUCUAACACACUUUAGCGCAGUAGUUUGUGUGGGUGGACGGCACUGCAAGGGCAUCACAUGCUUACUAAAGGAGCUUUCUGGGAAGUGCACACACAAUCACUGCGAAAAUGAUUCAUAAACUGCUUAUGUGGCUCCAUUAAUGCUUAGUGAAAUGGCCAACUGAUUUUAAUAGAAGCUCAUUUGAAAUGUUUCUCUAAUAACAGGGAUGUUUAACCAUAUCAGGCACUCCUAAUGUAAAAAGAAUAUCAACAAACUACUUAAAAAUAUUUGUCAAGAAAUA